Molecule: messenger RNA, 1041 nt
Organism: Dujonia railenensis
Lineage: Eukaryota; Fungi; Ascomycota; Pichiomycetes; Serinales; Debaryomycetaceae
Source: the annotation of a GenBank genome assembly
AUGCCCAAUGAACAGCCGUGUAUGUUCACGAGCAUGGGAAUGUUUAUCAUAGAUGAGAACCGAUACGAAGAAUCGUUCUCGAAGGAACCUGAAACAAAUAUAAUUGGUGGCGGGCUCACUUAUGCUGUUGCUGGUGCUCGAAUGAUUGCAGGGCCCCAAAAGGGCUCUAGUGUUGCUGGAAUAGUAGACAAAGGCUCUGACUUCCCACCAGAGAUUGAGUCUACGCUUAAGAGCUGGAACUCGGGUUUAAUUUUCAGAUCUGAUCCAAGUAGGUUGACUUCAAGAGGUGUCAAUUACUACAAGGGGAAUGGAAUCCGUGACUUCUUUUAUGAAACUCCGAAGAAGAGGAUAGAGGUAAUAGACAUCUUGUCCUAUGACAGAUUGUUGAAUUCUGAUAGUUUCCACUUGAUUUGUUCGAUAGAGAGAUGUCUGGAGAUCAUUGACACCAUCUUGGCAAAUCGUGGGAACAACUCAGCAAUCCCUCAGUUUAUUUGGGAACCAGUUCCUUACGAUUGCAUUCCAGAGAACUACGAUGCACUUUGUAAACUUUUGGCUAAAGUCGAUAUCUUCACCCCCAAUCUAAUUGAAGCUCAAAAUUUUAUAGAAACUACUGAUAAGGAGUUGCCAACAGCAGAGUUGAAACAAUUUGUUGAUGACCAUUUUAUGAAGUAUUUGACAAAACCUUCUUCUGGUGCAUUGAUAAGAUGUGGAGCAAGGGGCUGCUACAUAAGAACGCCAAAAUUAUCCUCCGUGAUUCCAGCAUAUCAUGAUGAUCAGACAUUGGUAAUCGAUCCCACAGGAGGGGGUAACCUGUUCUGUGGGGGAUUCAUGGUAGGCUAUUUAUUAUCGAAUAAGGAUUGGAAAGUGGGCGCUAUCUGUGGUAAUUUAGUAAGCGGGUGCAUCAUCGAAAAGCUUGGACCUCCAGAAGUGAAACUUGAAAAUAAUAUUGAGUACUGGAAUGACAAAUCGAUGGGCGAAAGACUUUACGAGUACAGAAGGAAAUAUCCAAGCAUAGACAUGGCUACUUUAGAUUUUUUAUAG